AACCCCCUGCUAGCUCAAAACCGGGUUCGAUUUAAACUAGGGCUUUGGCCCCAUGACCCCAAUCAAGCCCCGCCCCUUCCUGGUUGUCUUAGCGACGGCGGUGGCGUCCCAAGAUGGCGUCGUGGCUGCCGGAGACUCUGUUCGAAAUUGUAGGACAAGGCCCAGCGCCGAGCAAAGACUAUUACCAGUUAUUGGUCACCCGGUCCCAGGUAAUCUUUAGAUGGUGGAAGAUCUCUCUGAGGAGUGAGCAUCGAUCAGCAAAGCCUGGAGAAGCAAAAGACACUCACGAAGAGUUCCUAGAGAACUCCCACCUCCAAGUUCAAAUUGCCUUAAUAUUUGGUGCAAGAGUAUUAGACUAUGUCUUCAAUUUAUGUGAAGGUAAAUUUGACUUCCUUGAACGGCUCUCAGACAAUUUGCUCCUGAGUAUCAUUUCUUAUCUGGAUCUUGAAGAUAUUGCCAGGCUUUCUCAAACAUCACGCAGAUUUGCAAAGCUGUGCAUGUCGGACGAGCUGUGGGAGAAGAUAGUUCAGUCUUGCUGUGACACCAUCACACCUGACAUGAGGGCCCUGGCCAAGGAUAUGGGCUGGAGGCAGAUGUUCUUCACCAACAAGCUGCAGCUCCAGCGGCAGAUCCGCAAGAGGAAACAGAAACAAGGGAGCCACAGAACCAGUCACCUUUAGGGACACAUCUUCCCACCUGCAGGAGGGCCGAGAGACGGCUGUCUUUUUCUUCUGCGUCCCGAUCUCUUCUGUUUCCUUCGACUGAGCACUAAGAUUCCCUUCGAUUUGAACUGGCUGGUUCAAGGACCCACCCGAGAAGCAUACCCAGCCGGUGUCGGCGCACAGGUGCCCCGAAACCCGACUCGGCAGUGCCUUACCUAAACCGCAGUCUCCUGCAGUGAGGGUCAAGUCCGUGGCCCCUGCAAAGGGCUGCAUGACAGGAAGCCCUUGAUACCCAUAAGAAAAGAGGCUUCUGCUGUACAGGAAACAAACAAUAAAUGAUUAUUAGCAGGUU
Molecule: messenger RNA, 1014 nt
Organism: Leopardus geoffroyi (Geoffroy's cat)
Lineage: Eukaryota; Metazoa; Chordata; Mammalia; Carnivora; Felidae
Gene: FBXO36
Product: F-box protein 36
Exons: 4
Coding region: 114-680 (188 amino acids)
Biological process (GO): SCF-dependent proteasomal ubiquitin-dependent protein catabolic process
Cellular component (GO): SCF ubiquitin ligase complex
Molecular function (GO): protein binding
Source: RefSeq, a predicted model, not a curated record